UUGACAUAUUACAGAUUAGAGUACUUCCGGGAGGUAUUCCCCAAAAUAACAAAGUAUUGUUAGCAGUUUUAAACCAGUUAAACAAAAAUGGAUACUGAAAUAAAACUGUUUAAUGUGUUCAAAAAUAUAUAUAUCUAAAGGGUGGAGUAUCAACAACUGCAAGCAGCAGUUAUUAUCGAGUUAUUUCCUUAUAAGUUCGUUCUCAAAAUUAUUCGACCCAACGGUUAUAAAAUAUACGUGCACGAGUAAACAGGGAAAAGAGCAGAAAUGCCAGGAAAAGGAGAGUUUGGCCUGAAAAAUGGCAUUGAUUUAAAUGAUAGCAUCGUUGAAUUGCCUGCAAAAAUAUUUAGCGAACUCAGAGAUAAACUUGAUACUAAUCCAGCUGACAAAGACUGGAGAGCUCUUGCUCGUGCUGUCGAAAAAGAAUAUCGAAUAAAGCCUUCCAUGAUUGAAUUGUGGUCUCCAGCUUUAUCAACUGGUAGUGCCUCGGCAAAGUUGCUUACAGAACUCAGCUCACAGGGGAUGACAGUUAAAAAAUUAAUAAACUACUUAAAUACCAUUGAGGUUGAUACCUGCGCUUUAAAAUUGUCACCUCCAGUGGACAUUCAGAUUAUUAAAACACCCCCGGCUGAGUUAGAGGUGUAUGAAGGUGAUCCAUUAGUGAUACAAAUAGAUGCUACAGGUCAGCCAUACCCAACAUACCAGUGGUUCUUCUGUCAGAACGGGGAGGAUGACUUUAAGAAACUUGUUGGAAGAACAGAGAAAGUAUUGAGACUAAAUGAUGCUACAUCUGCUAAUGCUGGAACAUAUGCAUGUCGGCUGUCAAACUGCCGAGAUCCAAAGAAGACAAAGAUUACAGACCACACUUUAGUGUCAGUGAUUCCCAACCCAAUGCCAAUACACUCCGGUCUUAAUCCGCCUAGCAGGGAUGAUGUUAUAUAUCUGUACAAUCAAAUUGGGCAUACACUUCCAGCUCCAGCUGAUCUUAUGCCAAGACUUGACGACACAUUUGAUAAAAGAUGUUGUUCUGUGAGCUACAGUCUAAUUAUUGGUCACCCGAGGGAUGUUCUAGUAGGAAUGAAUGAACCGUUUGUAUUGUCUGUACAGACAUCAGGAAAUCCACCAAUCUCUUAUCAGUGGUACAGGAAUGGUUUGAAACUUGAAGGAGAAGUCUGGUCAAAACUUUCUGUUCAGCAUGCAUCAAUAUUAGACUUUGCCAAGUAUUAUUGUGUUGUCAAAAAUGGAUAUAAGACUGAGCAAAGUAACACAGCAUAUGUCAAAGAAAAAUUUCCCAAACCUGAGCGGAAUGUUGAAAUACUGUUAGUGUCACAACCAAAAUCUGUGUCAGUAAAGUUUGGAGGGUGUGCAUUGUUCAGUUGUGAAGCUAGGUGCAGUGAACCUCUAAAAUAUCAGUGGUUCAAAGAUGGAAUGCCUCUUCAAGGUGAGGUGUCAUCAGAGAUCAAGUUUAUGAAUAUUCAAGAUCGUAGAGUUGAGGGAUUUUACCAGUGUGAGAUUUCUGUUGACAUCAGAGAUGAAAACAUGCCUAGAAGAAUGACGAUGGGCGCCUUGUUGACAGUAGAGAUACCUCAUGUGAGAGAUAAUAUUGAAUACAAUCCUUCAGAUAAAGUGGCCUUACUUAUUGGUAACUCGGACUAUAAGAGUGAGACACCUUUAAAUGCAUCAACUAUAGAUGUGCAGAUGCUUUCUGAGUCAUUUCGUGCAUUGGAUUUCAGAGUUGUCUCCCUUUUGAAUCUCACAAAACCAGAGAUAGAGAAUGCUGUGUUACAUUUUAAAGAGUUGUUGGGUGAAAAUGUGUAUGCCGUUUUCUACUUUUGUGGACAUGGUUUUGAAGAACACGGGAUGUCAUAUCUUGUGCCGACUGAUGCCCCUGCAGCUUACACCGCCCAAGAGUGCGUUUGUGCGCAGGAAAUUCUGGCUAAUAUACAGAAAAAGGAGCCACCAGUUAUAUUUAUGAUAUUAGAUAUAUGUAGACAAGAACCAAAAGUAAAGUCAACAAGAGUUCCACAAUUUGUUCCUAAAACAAACAGAGGCAAUACAGUAUUUUGCUAUGCAACGAGUGUUGGCUUAGCAGCGUAUGAGAACAAGAAUGGAGGACUUUUAGUAAAUCAUUUGUCACCAUUGUUGCGUAAAAAUAUUGGCAUUGAUGCUUUAGUGUCAGAUGUUAAAGGAGAAUUUGCCAGGGUACAUAAACACAGUAAAAUACAGAUACCCGAGCUUGUGUCAAAUUUACUGGAGAAUCAGAGGUCACUGACAGAUAAAAUAUCAAAGAAAGGUCAAACUGAAGCAUUUCAACAAAGAGAUAUCAAAUGGAAUGCUGCCCAUCAAAAACCAGACAAGCAAACAAUACAUUUUGAGGAAGUGGGUGUUGUGAUCGAGCUAGAUUUUCAGGCAGAAUUUUCCAAUGUAUUACAUGUGUUUACUACAGUGAUAGACCACGGCAGAACACAGAGCUGCAUAGGGAAAAUUACAAACUUCUCACCACCCAUUUCUCAGCAAGGAAAAGUAGAUGAGUUUAAACAAUACAGUCGAGUGGUGACAAAAAUAUCUUUACAAGAUAUACAAAAGUUGAAGGAAAACUUAAUUGUAGAUGUUACGAUCACAUUUUUCAUGAAUAACACUCAAUAUUUCUUACAAAGACGUGUGAACCUCGGCCAGCCUCUUGUGGCUAAACUCAGAUUAUGGGAGCACUCCCAUCAUUUUACACCUACAUCAAGGGAGGCAAUUCAACAAGAUGAGGAGACUGAUUCAGCCCACAGUUAUCCCAGUGCACAGUGAAAAUAGAACAUAUUUGUUCAACUAAGAAAAAAUGCAACCUAACAAUAACUCUAUAUUCAUUUAUAAAAUUAGUGAAUGUUGGUAAUAUAAGUUGUGUAAAUUGAAUACUUGCAUCUGUG
This is a messenger RNA of Ruditapes philippinarum (Manila clam), 2915 nucleotides long. Its product is annotated as mucosa-associated lymphoid tissue lymphoma translocation protein 1-like. The transcript has 18 exons. The record is from RefSeq and is a predicted model, not a curated record. Gene Ontology annotation, biological process: proteolysis. Gene Ontology annotation, molecular function: cysteine-type endopeptidase activity. Bases 268 to 2796 code for a protein of 842 amino acids. NCBI's taxonomy places the organism in Eukaryota, Metazoa, Mollusca, Bivalvia, Venerida, Veneridae.